CAUACUAUGUGAUCAACCAUGUCAGAAAAGGAAGUAAAUUGAUAAAGCUAGCGAUUAGGUCAAACAAAGUUUACAUAGUUACUCUUGAACCCCUAGUGAAUGCAACAAUGAUAAAAAGGAUAUACCAUAAUUCUGACAAGACAGGAUGUUGAUUGCAGUUGGAGCUACUUCGAUUACUGGAAAUACUCGUAUCGUUCCCUGCUACCUGGACGACUGACUUGAUGAUCAAUGGCAGGCUUCAAAAGUGUGCAAGAUCAAGAUGAUUUUGUAAUGCGUGACUUAUCGCGUUCAUUGGCAGCUCUUCUUGGAUAUUUGGAGAAACAUAGAACGCCAUAUUCAAGUGAUAUAGAUAAAUUGUCAUCAAAAGUAAGAACAGAUAUCAGAAAGGUGAAACUACGUGUGAAGAAUCUCAAAAGUUCAGAGAGACGGUUAACAAGAAGAACAGAAUCUUUGCGAAAUGAACUUGCAUGUAUUGAUAAUUACACAAAAAUCAAACGUAAAAUAAGACAUGAGUUAAGGCAAGAAUUAGACAACAGCAGACGAUCCCAGAGAUUAAUUCCACAAACUAGGAUAAAACGAGAUCAGCUCAGACGAGAUAUGGAACGACAGGCUGAAAGAAAUACGCAACUUACUAGACAAAACGAAGAAGCAACUGUUAUUAUCUUGUCACAAGUCCAUGAAGUUUCGCGACUUCAGGAAGAGAUUUUUGGUCUGAAAGUUAAUCUAAAAGAUCUAAAGGCAUUUUCUGAUGCAAACAUGACCGACAUACAUUAUAGGUAUAAACUGUUAACUAACAGAUUGUUAAAGGAAAAAGAUGACCAGUUGUGUAAAAUGCAACUUAUUGUGAGCAAACUGCGUGAAACACAGGCAAACUGCGGAGGACGUUUACAAUGCACGGCACUACAGUGUUAUGAGGGUGAAAUUGGGCGCCAUGCUCUGAACACAAAGAGGAACUAAUGACAGAAAAAAAGGGUCUUGAAGCAGAUUCGCGGCGCCGUGAUCGGAAACUUAAAGAAAACGACGAUAAAAUGAAUGAAUUAAAUGAAUUUAUCUCCUCCCUAUAUAUGAAAAUAAAGUCUUCAGAGAAAGACA
Messenger RNA from Mercenaria mercenaria, 1092 nucleotides. RefSeq lists its product as uncharacterized. The record is from RefSeq and is a predicted model, not a curated record. The coding region runs from base 229 to 957 and encodes 242 amino acids. NCBI's taxonomy places the organism in Eukaryota, Metazoa, Mollusca, Bivalvia, Venerida, Veneridae. The transcript has 3 exons.